GGCCCGUAAGAUUAAUGACAGUUUAAACCAAAAAUGAGGGUUUAAACUUUGGAUAACGAUUAUUUCUUAAGAUCAAACAUAGUUAAUCCAUCGAGGAUGGUUUAAACUAUCGAUUAGUUUAAACCUUCGGGACGGUAGGUUUAAACCAUCAAAAAUGGAUUAAACCCUAUAUAUUCUAUGAAAUUAUUUUCUACCCGCUUCUUUGAAGUUUUUUGAAGUUUCUUGUUUGAUUUGAUUCAAGAAAUUGUGUUUGCGUUGUCGGUUAGAGAAUUAUUGAACAUGGAAUUGCAAUAUGAUAGUGAUUCGGAUUCAGAUAUUGAAAUCUUGCACCAGUUGAAUGAUUUCAGAAGGUAUUAUGAUAGACCAUAUAUUAUCCGUGAUCGAGAAAAUCAUUGGGAUAAAUGGGAUGAUAUCGAAUUCAUUCGUCGGUUUCGAGUCUCCAAAACUUCUGCAAGAACAAUCUUGAGUGAGAUUGAGGAAAAAAUAAGCCACCCUACCUCAAGAAACGAAGCACUGAAUGCUAUGGAUCAACUUCUUCUGGCUCUACGUUUUUAUGCCACUGGAUCUAUACAACAAGCAAUAGGCGACUUCACUGGAGUUCAUCAAACUACAGCAGGCAGGGCUAUCAAGAGGGUCACUGAAGCAAUUGCAGCUAAAAGCAAUACUUUCGUAAAACUUAAUCUCCCACCCAGACAACAGCAAUUGAACCAUAACGGCUUUUACAGUAUAGCCAGAUUUCCUAGGGUGUAUGGUGCUCUCGAUUGUACACAUGUUCGCAUACAGUCACCAGGACUAACCCUUCAACAAGAGCAGAAAGGUUAUAUAAUGAAUCCCACAUUCGAACAAGAAAUUGUAUUGAGAGAUGUUUUGGAAUUUGGAAGAGGCGUUUCCCUGUAUUAUCUCUCGGAAUGA
Molecule: messenger RNA, 912 nt
Organism: Coccinella septempunctata (seven-spotted ladybird)
Lineage: Eukaryota; Metazoa; Arthropoda; Insecta; Coleoptera; Coccinellidae
Exons: 3
Coding region: 280-912 (210 amino acids)
Source: RefSeq, a predicted model, not a curated record